Messenger RNA from Dissoconium aciculare CBS 342.82, 651 nucleotides. RefSeq lists its product as uncharacterized. Bases 130 to 651 code for a protein of 173 amino acids. The record is from RefSeq and is a predicted model, not a curated record. The transcript is spliced from 2 exons. Lineage: Eukaryota; Fungi; Ascomycota; Dothideomycetes; Mycosphaerellales; Dissoconiaceae.
CGAAGGGCGAUAUGACGAGGUCGAAACUAGUGGGAUUCGCGUGACGCGCUUCCCGACUUGAGGAUUCUCGGACCUCCGAAAGUCCAGUAUGGCAGUGAUGUACGAGAUCAAUCGAUUCCUUCAGACAUCAUGAUGAUAUGGCUUCAACGGUAUUCAACGAACCUCUCGAAAUCCGUACUCAUUGAUGAUGCCUUCUCAACGUUGGCCUCGCCUAACCCAGACUCAAAAGGUUGCCCAAUGGCGCCGCUCACCCCCGAAGACGUCGAGAUCAUCGAGAAACGACUAGCUAAGGGCAAAUGGGCCGAAGAUCUAGUGAAAGAAUUUCUCGCCGAGGGACGCGGAUCUAAGACCGCAGUCUAUCGCAAGAUAAAACGCUGGACGGAGACGGGCUCCGCGAAGCACAUUCCCAAGCCCAGCGGCCGCCCGCGGACAGUGACGCCCGAGGAGAACGCAUGGAUGUUGGAGCAGCUGCGCAAAGAUAGCAGUCUAGCGUUGGAUGACCUGCAAAGUCUGCUCCUGACAGAGCGCGACACUGAUGAGGAAGAUGAGAAACCAAAAGAAGCAAUUAACAUCGCAAUUACCGCCCACAGAAACGGCACCUCCAGAGCAGCGAGAGACCGCAAGUUCAGCGACAUGAGGUAUGAGAUAUGA